Molecule: messenger RNA, 1572 nt
Organism: Fibroporia radiculosa
Lineage: Eukaryota; Fungi; Basidiomycota; Agaricomycetes; Polyporales; Fibroporiaceae
Exons: 4
Coding region: 1-1572 (523 amino acids)
Biological process (GO): monoatomic cation transport; transmembrane transport
Cellular component (GO): membrane
Molecular function (GO): monoatomic cation transmembrane transporter activity
Source: RefSeq, a predicted model, not a curated record
AUGCUAGGACGCUCUGCUGUCUCUCUCCGCCUAGGCGACUGGCUGCCAGGCCCAAACACAAUCAGGCCGCCCUCUCGUAUACGUGGCAGUCUCCCCGCUUCCCGGAUCCGACGAGCGGACAUCCUGUGCACACGACGUUCGUUUGCAGUGCUCAACUGUGCUGGAAUUCUCCCAGAGCGCCCUUCGCUUGCGACAAUUGCUCUACCUGUAUUCAUGGCUAGCACCACAUUGACUCCUCGUCGCCCGCACUCGAGCCAGGCCAAGGGGACGGAUCCCGCACCUAAGCCGGGGGACCAUUCCGAUCGCCAUCAUGACCACCAAAGUGCCCAUGAGCAGCCGCACUCACAUUCACACUCGCAUUCAAUAUUCGGAGCGAUGACCCACACGCAUGGGCCGGGGGAGGAUGGGCAUGGACAUGAUGCAGAGCAGAUCGUGCAGGCAUUGCAAGGUGGAGGCGACAGAGGGAGCCGCAUUACCGUCAUUGGGUUGUUUGCAAACGUCGGGCUGACAGUCUCCAAGGGUGCCGCGGGUUGGUAUAUGAACUCGGCGUCCCUCCUGGCCGAUGCGGGCCACUCGCUGAGCGACCUGCUGGGAGACUUCGUCACUCUGCUAUGCUACAAGCUCUCCCGCAGGCCUCCGUCGGAGCGCUAUCCGUAUGGCUUCGGCAAGUUUGAGGUGCUCGGAACAGUGACUGUCUCGCUGCUUCUCACUGGGGGUGCCCUUGGAAUUGGGUUCCACUCCUGGGGUCUGCUCAUGGAAACGCUUUCGCAGACAGCGACGGCCCUUCCCUCCGGCGCGAUGCAUGACGUGCUCAUAUCUGUCUCGCAAACCGCGCAGACCGUGCCUUCCGUCGUGAGCGAGCAUGUGCACGCGCACGGACACGGACACGGUCAUGCACUGGACCCGAACGCGGCCUGGUUUGCCGCUGCGAGCGUGCUCGGAAAGGAGUGGCUGUAUCGUGUGACGAAACGAGUGGCAGACGACCUACGCAGUCCUGUGCUGUUUGCGAAUGCGAUACACCACCGGAGCGAUGCGUACUCGAGUCUCGUCGCCCUUGUAGCCAUUCUGGGCACCUGGUGGUUCCCUCAUCUACCACUUGAUCCUAUUGGAGGAAUUGUUGUAUCCAUUUUGAUCAUCAAGCAAGGGUGGGGCGUCCUCAUAGGUGCUUUGCACCAGCUGACAGACGGGGGCGUGUCUGCGAAGACUCGCACGGCGCUGUCGGAGUCUCUCAAACCUCUCCUGCCCAUUUCCCACAAUCCCGUAGAUGUGCAAUCAACCUCUCGUGGCCUAUCGGAUACGCAAAUCGAACACCACACCGAAAAUCUCCUGGCGAUCCGAGACUUGCGCGCGAUGCGCACGGGUGCGCUCAUGUUUGUCGACCUUGUUGCGGACGUCCCGCGCACAUUGGAUGUGGCAGAGACAAGUGCGCUAGAGGCACAGAUUACGCGGACGUUGAAGGCGGCACGGAAAGAGAUUGCAGAGGUGAGGGUGAAGUUUCGCCCUGUUGAUGAGGAGGUACUCCCCCACCACGGACAUCAUCCUACAUAUGAUCCUGAGCGUCAUCACAAUUAA